This is a messenger RNA of Syngnathoides biaculeatus (alligator pipefish), 1930 nucleotides long. RefSeq names its product aspartate beta-hydroxylase domain containing 1 (gene asphd1). The coding region runs from base 504 to 1565 and encodes 353 amino acids. The record is from RefSeq and is a predicted model, not a curated record. Lineage: Eukaryota; Metazoa; Chordata; Actinopteri; Syngnathiformes; Syngnathidae. The transcript is spliced from 6 exons.
AGGGAGGAACGAUCGAGCACGAUGCAGGUGCUUGCGUGAAAGUGAAACAUAUCACCACGGUCCAUCAAGGUGGCAACAAAUACAAGACCUCACCACUUAGGUGAAGUCAAAAACCAGUCAGUGCUCUGCGGCGAAGCAAAGACCCAACACGGAUAAAGAAUGCUACAUGCCAGGAUUGGCCUCAGCCCCUCCGAAGCCUCCACCCCACCGCCAGCCAAACGAGGAUUAAAUAAAGAAAAUAAGUGAAUGAGGCUGUCUGAAAGCAGGCUUUGCUUGUUGGCGGACAGAACAUCGUACGCUUAACGUGAUCCAUUUGCGACAGUGGGAUGACUCAAAUUUGCAUCCCCAUUCAGUAAUUAAAUACUGUAAAUUACAAAUCAUUUUUAAAAAUAAAACACUGUCAUCGAGCCAUUUUGGCUCGGCCUGAUCUUUACUCAUUUUGAUACAUUCCCUUAAGAUCUUAAUCUGCUUGUAUUUCAGUAUUUUGGCACCAAAUAGACAAGAUGUACUGGUCCUUGGACAUGCUGCCCUCGCCUCCUUAUGUUGAGCUUGGUGUCCAGUCACUAAGCGGCCUUCUGUGGACUGUCCUGCUCUUGUUCCUGUGGCACUGUUACCGGAUAGGCUCGGACCUCCCAAUGGCGGCGGGUCACGUACGUGCGGGAAAGAUGCUCUCAAGAAGGUCCGUGGUGUCUUUGGGCGGAACAGAGUAUAAAGCACAAUCGAAGCUUUACAGGGGUGAUCUAAGCAUGGAAACAGAAGAGGAUGAGGAGCCGGGGCAAGGCUACCUCAGAUCCGUUCUGAGCCAUGCCUUGUUCCCGGCGCAGGCAUCCGCCCAGGCCAAGAAACUGUACUCGGCGCUGCAAGAGUAUGCCAAACGCUACAGCUGGGUGGGAAUGGGCCGCAUUCAUAAAGGCCUUCGUGAACAGAUGAAACUUAAAGAUCAUUCAGCCAUCCAGAAGCCACAUCUCUUCUUCUUGCCAGAUGUGCCAAGUGUUCCUUUUUUCCCUCGUGAUGCCCAUCGUCACGAUAUUGAUGUCUUGGAAGCAAACUACCCGGUAAUCUUGGAAGAGUUCCAGGCUGUUUACCGGAGAGGCAUUGAUUCCAAAUUUGGCUGGACCAGUGUGGGACCAAAGGGCCAGGCAGUGUUUCCACUGUACAAUGCAGGCGUGUACGUGGCAGCCAACUGUCGCUUCUGUCCCCGCACACACCGGACGCUGCUGUCUCUGCGUACAUUUAUAAGCAGCAACUCUUUGGGAUCGGCUGGAUUUUGGUUGCUGGGACCCGGUGUUGUGCUGGGGAGCUCGUAUGGACCCACUAAUGCGCGGCUGCGGUGUCACCUAGGUCUGCAAACACCCGCUCUGUGUGAGCUGGUGGUGGGAGGGGAGCCCCAGUGCUGGUCCGAGGGACACUGCCUGCUGGUCGACGACUCAUUUCUUCACACUGUCUCGCACAAAGGGCCCCCGGAUGCUGGCCCUCGCGUCAUUCUCAGCGUGGAUGUCUGGCAUCCGAAUGUGGCGGCAGCUGAGAGACAAGCGCUGGAUUUCAUGUUCAGUCCUGAUCUCUGAGAGAUUCAUCACUCUUGAGCCCCGACUCCUGAAUCCACUCUGACCUGUGAACUCUGCAAGUUAUGCAACAUGCGGUGGUGCCUGUUGUUUGGUACAUUCCACCUUAGCCUAUGGCUCAUGGUGUGCUUUAGCCUUGAAACUCAUACUGGCCAUUCCGGGUACUUUUGACCACUGAUGUACUCAAGGUGUGUAGAUAAAAAUAUUAUUAUAGCUGAACUUUGGUUGCGUAACUACAGUAUGCGCCUCACUCAUUUAAGUUUGGAGCGUAGGAGUUAUUUUUCAGUCUUCACGUCACAUGAUAUUCUCCCGAAGGUAUUUGCAUGUAAAAAAAAACUUUGAAUGCUCUUCUUAAUGUUGAUGCAUUU